AAAGUUGUGUAGGACUUAGUACUGUGUAUGAAGGUGUGUCAUGUAGGAGUUAAAAUAAAUGUUAACAUAAUAGUAGACAUUAUUGCGUGAUUUUAUUCUCGUCCUGUCAACUGACACAACGAAUGCCAAAAUUUUUAGCAUAGUACUAAUAAAUCUCAAGUCAAAAUAGUAUGUCCAAAAUCAAUGACAGACAAAGUUAUUCCCCAACAUAUAAAUUAGUUAUUGUUGGGGGUGGUGGUGUUGGAAAAUCGGCAAUUACUAUACAAUUUAUUCAAAGCUAUUUUGUAACCGAUUAUGAUCCAACGAUUGAAGAUUCUUACACAAAACAAUGCGUUAUCGAUGAUAUACCCGCUAAAUUGGACAUUUUGGAUACGGCUGGACAAGAAGAAUUUAGUGCAAUGCGUGAACAAUACAUGAGAUCUGGUGAAGGUUUUCUUUUAGUAUAUUCAGUGGCUGAUCAUUCAAGUUUUGAAGAAAUUUAUAAAUUUCAUAAACAAAUAUUACGAGUUAAGGAUCGCGAUGAAUUUCCAAUGCUAAUUGUGGGAAAUAAGGUGGAUUUGGAUCAUCAACGUGUCGUCUCCGUUGAAGAAGCACAAAAUAUGUCACGACAAUUAAAAAUACCAUACAUUGAAUGUAGUGCAAAAUUACGAAUGAAUGUUGAUCAAGCAUUUCAUGAAUUAGUACGAAUUGUACGAAAAUUUCAAUUAUCUGAACGACCUCUACUGAAACAGAAUCAAAAAGGUAAAUCAAAACGAAGAUGUUGUUUACUAUGAGAGAGCGUAGCGGCAGCGAGUUAAACCGACAGCAAAACCGAUUCAUUUUCAAAUAAAUCCCACAGUACACAUCAUAUAUACAUACAAUACAUAUAAAAUACAUAUAUAAUUACUACAGAGUGUAAGAGGCAGUGGUGGAUUUAAGAAAGAGGGCAAUUCUUUCUCGUUAUUCAAUCAGGGUAGUGAUUGACCUUGAAAAUCGGCAAAUGUCAGAGAAUUUUAAGAUUUUGUAAAAUUUAGUUUAGUCAUAGAAUUUCAAUAUCGUCAGGGAACAUUAUAAAACCACAUUCUUGAGUCUCUAGGAUUCACAUCUGUUUCUUCAUCAAUAUCUCGGAAUGUAUAUGAUGUCCUGACAUCAGUUAAAAUAGGGUAUGAUCGUUAGUCAAAAAUAAAUCAUGAAAUUUGAAAAAAGUUAAAAUUUUUGUAAAAAUAUACUUAAAUAUUCU
Chrysoperla carnea is the source of this 1219-nucleotide messenger RNA. RefSeq names its product ras-like protein 2 (gene Ras64B). Bases 171 to 773 code for a protein of 200 amino acids. The transcript has 4 exons. NCBI's taxonomy places the organism in Eukaryota, Metazoa, Arthropoda, Insecta, Neuroptera, Chrysopidae. Gene Ontology annotation, molecular function: GDP binding; GTPase activity; GTP binding. Gene Ontology annotation, biological process: signal transduction. Gene Ontology annotation, cellular component: plasma membrane. The record is from RefSeq and is a predicted model, not a curated record.